AGCCAGUCUAGGAAAAGGAAUACCGUUUUUAAAUCAUCUCUCGAACCCAGAAGGACAACAUCUUCAACUGUUGUUCCAAGUUCCAAUGGAAUCAAGCUGAAAAUUCGAUUUGAUGCCUUUCACAAAAAGACACAAAAGACAUUGGAUCCACUAAUUGGUAAGAUAGUUGAAUCAGCCUCAGAUACUUCUGUCUUAGAGAAUGAACAUUUGAAUAAAGACAAUCAGACAACUAUUAAAGACAGUGAAAUAAUGUCAAGUGCUCCUAAACCAACCCUCCCAGAAUCUGUCGGAAAUGAAAGAGUUGAAACAGCUGAAGAAAUGUUUCAGCGAUUUCAAAAGCAAGCCAUGCAGGAGGUUUUUAAAGCACAGUUGGGUGUUGGAAACUUGAGUAGAAACCUUCGUCCCGCUAGAGCAAGUCUCGCCUUUUUGGACAAGCCCUCAUGGCGAUCAAGGCUGGAGUAUUCUUCAAAGAAAAAGAAGAGAGAGGAAGAUAAGACUUCCAAUCCAAUUUCUAAAACAGAUGAUGCCAGCAGCACAAUAUCGGCCUUCAGUAAAGAUUCGGGAGACAAAAGGUUAUUGGGAGGAAAUAAGAAAAGGC
Messenger RNA from Lymnaea stagnalis (great pond snail), 598 nucleotides. NCBI's taxonomy places the organism in Eukaryota, Metazoa, Mollusca, Gastropoda, Lymnaeidae. The record is from the annotation of a GenBank genome assembly.